GUGUGUGUUUUAAUUGUGCGAAAAAAAAUAUUGAAACAAAACAUGCUAGAGUAUCAAUGGGAACAACAUCCAGGUGUCUGAUAAGUGUCACAGUGCUUGCAACCUACAUAUGUAUAUAUGUAUAAAUGCAGAUAAAAUGAGUUAAAAGUAAACAACUACGUUUUAACACUAUAUUAGAAUAUGGAAUAAGCACAGUACUCACACGAUUAGAAUUUAUGUACAUAUGUACGUAUGUUAAGCCGUACACCUAUACCUCUCACACAUACACACAAUCAUACAUAUAGUACAUACAAACAUAUGUAGAUGCAGGCUAAAGACAAGUAAUUUUGAAAAAGCAACACAGCUUACAACAGCGAUCAUACUUAAAAACAAGCAAUAUUGAUAAAAACAAUAUAGAAUAUUUGAAAUUUUCGUAUAAAAGUAAAAUCUGAAAUGUCGCGCACACAUUUCUCUAAUAAACAUCGUCUAGCUAUGGCUGGCGCAGCGGUGGCAGUGGUGCUUUUAUUGUUAUGUUUGCUUAGUUCAAACGUUCUUUCAUUCGUGUCCGAAGACAAAGCCGAUGCUGAUACUUUAGAAUUACUACAUGUGGUUUUCCGACACGGACCACGAACACCCGCAGACACAUAUCCAAAUGACCCACACAUUAACCAGACAUUCUCUCCUUUCGGAUGGGGGCACAUAACCAAUAACGGCAAGCGUGAGCUAUUUGGCAUUGGAACGUGGCUGCGCAAGCGUUACGCAGACUUCAUGGCGCCAUACUAUACGCCAGACGUGGCGCACGCUCAAGCAACGGGUGUUGCACGCACCCACAUGACACUGCAGACAGUCUUGGCGAGUUUGUUCCCCCCAAAAGAUACGCCCAUGGAAUGGCAUCCGAAAUAUAAUUGGCAGCCGGUGCCGGUGUUUUCGCAGCCACUCAAUGAGGAUUCUUUACUGUUGGUGCGCACACCUUGUCCGCGUUAUUUUGAGGCUUUAGGUGAAGUUUUAGAGUUGCCAAAUGUAAAAGCGGAAAUUGAACCAUACCUCGGCAUGCUGAGCGAGUUGUCACUCUUAACCGGCAUGAAUUUAACGCAACCGGAAGACAUACAAUCGCUUUACCUAACACUUUUAGCAGAGCAAGAAUUUGGUCUAAAACUUCCUGAUUGGACGAAGAGUUACUUCCCUCAACAAAUGCAGUUCCUAACCGAUCAAAGCUACAUUUAUAAUGUUUAUACGCCAGAGAUGCAAAAGAUAAAGGCUGGACCAUUUUUGCAGAAAAUGUUCACUGAAAUGCAGGAAAAACGCGACGGCAAACUGAAACCAGAGACGCGAAAAAUAUUUAUUUACACAGGACAUGACACGACAGUGGUCAAUAUUUUGUCUAGCUUAAAAAUAUGGAAGCGACAGUUGCCACGUUACUCGGUUAUGACUAUUUUUGAAUUGCACAAGAAUAAGCUUACCGGAGAGUAUUAUGUAGAGGUUUACUUUCGAAGUCAUGCCAAAGCGCCAUUAGAGAAGCUGACAGUACCAGGCUGUGAUUUUCAAUGCCCCUUAGACAAAUUAAUUGAACUAAGUGGUGAUGUACUUCCAAACGAGCCAUAUGAUGUGCGUUGCGCUUCAAAGAAUGAAGGUUUCACGGAGCCACCGCUCAAAGGACCUUAAGUGAUAUAUACAUAGAACAAAGUAUUUUUAUAACGCGUCAUUUAAUUUGUAACAUUUUAUUUAUUGCACGAAUAUUUAAAUUUAAUUUAGUUGUAAGUUCUUAAAGAAAUUGUUUGUAUGAGAAAAUAAAUUAAUUUAUAGAUAA
Molecule: messenger RNA, 1786 nt
Organism: Bactrocera neohumeralis
Lineage: Eukaryota; Metazoa; Arthropoda; Insecta; Diptera; Tephritidae
Product: venom acid phosphatase Acph-1-like
Exons: 8
Coding region: 433-1641 (402 amino acids)
Biological process (GO): dephosphorylation
Molecular function (GO): phosphatase activity
Source: RefSeq, a predicted model, not a curated record